Molecule: messenger RNA, 2207 nt
Organism: Hippocampus comes (tiger tail seahorse)
Lineage: Eukaryota; Metazoa; Chordata; Actinopteri; Syngnathiformes; Syngnathidae
Product: synembryn-A
Exons: 14
Coding region: 96-2141 (681 amino acids)
Biological process (GO): G protein-coupled receptor signaling pathway
Cellular component (GO): plasma membrane; cytoplasm
Molecular function (GO): guanyl-nucleotide exchange factor activity; G-protein alpha-subunit binding
Source: RefSeq, a predicted model, not a curated record
CGACGUACGAGGGCUAAGAAACGCCGAAGCUUCCGCUACCGUGACGACGCGCCUUCAAACUAUCGUCCCGCCGAUUUAAAAAGAAGCCAGGAAACAUGGUCGUGGACGUGGAGGGGAUUAUCCGCUCUAUCGGGCGCGGGGAUGUGAGCGGCGUUCAGAGCCGGCUCCAGGAAUUCAACGCCGAGUACGCCCGCUGUUUCUUCUUUGACGCAGAGGAGAGGGACAGGAGGAAACAAAGAAAACUGGAAGAGUUCAGGAAGAAUAAAGUGAGGGAGAGCACCGAUUCCAAUUCCGACUGCGACGAGAGUGACCAGGAAGACCGAGGCCUGCUCCUCAGACAGAGUUUGGCUGCGGUGCUGGUGAGGUUCAUAAGAACGGGAAUCCCGUGUCAUCUGCUGCAAGUGGCUCUGCGAAGCCUGCGGAUCCUCUCCCGUGAUAAGAGGGUCCUGGGCCCCUUGGUGACCGACGACGCUCUCCUCACUCUGGCCGAAGCGGCCGGGUUGAGCGCGACCCGGCCAAACGACGACGCGGGCGAACCCGACUCGGAUUUCUACGACAACGUCAUCUCUUCCCUCGCCCGGGAAGUCGCAACGCCGCCGUGUCGCGGGGACGCCGACGACAACGCCGACGACCCGAGCCGAGAGGGUUCUGCCUUUGAGGACGAUGCCGACCGGGACCUCGGCGGCGAUUCGGAUGGCGUCGGCUGGCCCGGCGUGAACGAAGCGCACAGAGGCAGCAUCCACCACAAGGAGCUGGAGCAAGGGAGGAGGGACCGCCGAGAAAGCAAAAUGGAGGGCGAGGAUGAGGAGGAGGACAGUGUGCCGGGCGAGGAGGUGCAGAGGAAGGAGGCUUUGAAGGUGUUGUGUAACGUGGUGUACAACAGCACCUGGGCGCAGGAGCGCUUCAGCGCCCUCAGGCUGAUCUGCGGCCUCAGAGAGCGUCUCUCCUCCAGCGCCGCUUCCUCGGCUCCCUCCAGUGUUCACUUCUACCAAUUACGACUCACCUUCCUCGUGACUGCAUUGCGGCCCGAGCUCAGCGCUCAGCUUCAGCAGGACGGCGGCGUCUCCAUCCUCUCGGCCGCCCUGGAGGGCUGCCUGGAGGUGCGGUGGAAGGAGCAGUACGAGUGCGUGCUGGACCCUGCGGCGCCACCCAUUUCUCUGGAGGCCUCCCAGCGCAUCGUCGAGAUCCUCAAAAUCCUUUUCAACAUCACGCACAGAUCCCACAGGCAGGCGCCCACUGAGGUUGACGCAGCUCUCUACCGCCACCUUGUGGCAAUCCUGCGUCUCUGCCUGAUGCGGAAAUGCGUGACGCCUGAGGACACUGAUGAACUGCAAGGUCACACAGUCAACCUGUUGUCAGCGCUGCCCCUCCAGUGUCUGGAUGUUCUGCUGACGGUGCCUUUGGAGCCCGAUUCGGAGCAGUGCCGCGGCGUCAACAUGGACUGCGUCCAAAUCCUGCUGCUGUUUAUGGAGAGGCGCCUGGAAUCGGGGGAUAAAAUCAAAGAGAAAGUGACGCCAAUCCUCAAUCUGCUGACUGAGAGCUGCCGGGCACACAAAGAAACGCGCCACUUCAUCAGGACAUAUGUUCUGCCUCCUCUGAGAGAUGUUUCCCAGAGGCCGGAGGAAGGCUGCACCGUCAAGGGCCGUCUGAUCCGUCUCAUGACUCACCUGGACACGGACCUUAAACACUGUGCCGCCGACCUCAUUUUUGUCCUCUGCAAGGAAAAUGUCAGGCGUUUUGUCAAGUACACAGGCUACGGCAAUGCGGCGGGGCUGCUGGCCACCAGGGGUCUUUUGGCUGGCCCGACAUCCAGAACCUCCUGCGGCGAGACGCCCUACUCCAGUGACUCGGACUCCGAUACCGAGGAAUACCGUCGCGUUAAAGACAGAGUCAACCCGGUGACCGGGCGGGUAGAAGCGGAGUUGCCGGACCCCAUGGAGGGCAUGACGGAGGAGGAGAAGGAGGAGGAGGCCAAGAGGCUCAUUAAAAUCUUCAACAAGCUGUCCAGGGAUAACAUCAUUCGGCCAAUGGGAGUGGACGCGGACGGGAAGCUGGUCCCGAUGGCAGGACUGCGGGACGAAAGCCUCACCGAAGAAUCGGCGUCAGACAGUGACACCGCUGAAGUUGAGGAGAAUCAAUGAAGUACUACAUUCUUUCAUUCGGAUGUCCUUUUACUGCAGCGCAUCUCAAAGUCAGGGCCGGGGAUC